Molecule: messenger RNA, 6200 nt
Organism: Callithrix jacchus (white-tufted-ear marmoset)
Lineage: Eukaryota; Metazoa; Chordata; Mammalia; Primates; Cebidae
Source: RefSeq, a predicted model, not a curated record
GAAGACAGCCACGGGGACGCUAGGCCUGGGUGGAAGACAGCCACGGGGACACUGAGGCCUGGGUGGAAGACAGCCACGGGGACACUGAGGCCUGGGUGGAAGACAGCCACGGGGACACUGAGGCCUGGGUGGAAGACAGCCACGGGGACACUGAGGCCUGGGUGGAAGACAGAGCCAGACACGGAUGUUUCCAACCCAAGAGAGGAUGGAGGGAGGGACUUGGGGAGGCUCAGAAGGGAAUGACAGGGAGUGCUGUGUGGAAGCGGCCAUGAUAGCUAAGGCUCUGGGGGAUGCAUAGGAGUUUGGUAGGGGGUGUCGCUGAGUGUACUCUGUCUCAGGAGGCUGCCCAGUUGAUUUUGUUUUUUAAGGAUCUGAUGGCGAUUAGGAGGGAAAAGCAGAGGAAAUGUCCCAACCACAGGCUCAGAAACAUGGAAGCAGAAUGCGUUUGGGGGCCAAGGUGUGGGUGCGCUGGUGUAGGAUGAAGGCAUGACAACGCCGGGCAGAAGGGCAAUGGGGAGCCAUAGAAGGUGUCAGAGCACAGGACAGAUGGGGGCAGGUCUGCAUUUUAGAAGGAAGCAAACUGCGGGUUGGCCGAGGUCUGGGUAGACAGAGCUUCAGGAGCCGCAGCGAGGGGAAGGACGGGGGCGUCAGGCGAACGGAGGUGCCGGGACUCAGUGCCCUGCAGGCCGACAGUUCCGUUUUCUCUUCCACGCGGCCGCUGACAGCCCGGCUUCCUGCCAAGUUAUUUUCAUCUGCUUCCUGUUUGUCCCUGGCAGCCCAGCGGGCACCUCAUGUGCUGCCUUCAGCCCCGGCUCCUCCCAGAAACCGCAGUGCCAGGAUCGUGCCAGGCACUCUGAUCUGCUCCCUGCAGCUGCCCAUUUUAAAGAUGAUGAAACUGAGUCUCUCGUGAGGCCCUGACCCUUGGCUCUGCCCAGCUAGGGCCUCAGGUGGCCGAGUGGCCUCUGUGCCUUCAGGGAGUUACUUGGGGAAGGAGUGGGAGCCCCCGGGGUUAUCUGGUCGCAGAGGCGGGGGCCAGGCUGGUUUCCUGGGGAAACUGUAAUCUCAGUUCCUUUCCGAUCCUGGCGCUUCCUUGGGGGCCUGGCUUGGGCAGGGCUCAGCUCCCAGGCUCCUGCAGGAGGUCCGAGCCGGGCCAGCCAGGCCGGGACAUUCUCUUUUUUUGAUACAGGAUCUUGCUCUGUUGCCCAGGCUGGAGUGCAGUGGUGUGAUCGAGGCUGACUGCGGCCUCCAAUUCCUGGGCUUAAGCCAUCCCCCCAUCUCUGCCUCCUAAGUAGCCGGGACUACAGGUGUGAGCCACUGCACCUGGCUCAUUUUUUUUUUUUUUUUUUGAGAUGGAGUUUCGCUCUUGUCACCCAGGCUGGAGUGCAAUGGCGCGAUCUCGGCUCACCGCAACCUCCGCCUCCCGGGUUCAGGCAAUUCUCCUGCCUCAGCCUCCCGAGUAGCUGGGACUACAGGCACGUGCCACCGUGCCCAGCUAAUUUUUUGUAUUUUUAGUAGAGACGGGGUUUCACCAUGUUGACCAGGAUGGUCUCGAUCUCUUGACCUCGUGAUCCACCCGCCUCGGCCUCCCAAAGUGCUGGGAUUACAGGCUUGAGCCACCGUGCCAGCCUAAUUAUUUUUUUUUUUUUUUUGAGACAGAGUCUCACUCUGUCACCCAGGCUGCAGUGCAAGGGUUAGACCUCCACCUCCUGGGUUCAAGUGAUUCUCCUGCCUCAGCUUUCUGAGUAGCUGGGAUUACAGGCGCACACCACCGUGGUCAACUAAUUAUUUUGGGUUUUUGUAUUUUUAGUAGAGAUGGCAUCUCACCAUAUUGGCCAGUCUGGUCUUGAACUCCUGACCUCAAGUGAUCCGCCCACCUUGGCCUCCCAAAGUGCUAGGAUUACAAGGAUGAGCCAUUGCACCGGCCCAACUGUUGUAUUUUUUGUAGGGCCGGGGUCUCCCCAUGGGCAGGUUGGUCUAGAACUCUCCAGAGCUAACGCUCUUCUCUGGGAGGGACCUGCCUCCCAAAGUGCUGGAGUAAGAGGCCUGAGCCACUGCGCCCGGCUGGGGACGCCUUCUGCACGCCUUGGGGCCGUCCCAGGCCCGACGAGGCCCUGGUCGCUAGGAUGAGGGCUCCAGUCCAGAUGCGUCUAAGCCGCUGAGACCCUGGCGAGACCCUUCCCUCUCUAGGUCUCAGGUGACUUGUCCAUAAAAUGGGGCCACCGUGAUCGCCCCCCCCUGCAGGGUUCCUGAGCCAUCACCAGACAUCCUCUGCCUGCAGUGAUGGUUGUGGGGUCCACCCCGCAGCUUGGGGACCCGCAUGCAUGGCCCACAUGGGCAGGGUGGAUACCCCGGGGGCCGCCCCGACUCUUCCGGGUCCGCCUCCUUCCCGGGCUUCGGGUCUGGGCCUCAGUUUCCCCUCCUGUCCUCAACACUCCUCACUUCGACUCGCGCCGCCCCAGCCGGGGCGGGCUAAGGGGACGGCGGGGAGGGGUUUCCCUCGCGGGGGCGGGGCCUCCAGACCGGCCGGAGCCGGUUUGGCCUCUAGCAGCCACCGGAGACCCCCUCGGUCAGUUGCCGGGCCCCGCGCGCUCGGGGUCUCCGCGCCCCGACGGCUGCGCCAUGUGUAUCUGCGGCACCGCGAACCCGGCACUGGACGAGGGUCCCGUGCGCUGCAGGGCGGGCCCCCGAGACCUCCUUGAGGCUCGACGCCCACUGGCCCACGAGUGCCUGGGUGAGGCCCUGCGUGUCAUGCGUCAGGUCAUCUCCAAGUACCCGCUGCUGAACACCGUGGAGACGCUCACAGCAGCCGGCACCCUCAUUGCCAAGGUCAAAGCCUUCCAUUACGAGUGCAACAAUGAUCUGGAGAAACAGGAGUUUGAGAAGACCCUGGAGACGAUGGCUGUGGCCUUCAGCAGCACAGUGUCCGAGUUCCUCAUGGGUGAAGUGGACAGCAGCACCCUCCUAGCAGUGCCUCCCGGGGACUCAAGCCAGUCCAUGGAAAGCCUGUAUGGACCGGGGAGUGAGGGCACCCCUCCCGGCCUUGAGGACUGCGACGCUGGCUGCCUGCCCGCCGAGGAGGUGGACGUGCUGCUGCAGCGCUGUGAGGGGGGUGUGGACGCGGCCCUGCUCUAUGCUAAGAACAUGGCGAAGUACAUGAAGGACCUCAUUGGCUACCUGGAGAAGCGGACCAUGCUGGAGAUGGAGUUUGCCAAGGGCCUGCAGAAGAUUGUUCACAACUGCAGACAGAGCGUCAUGCAGGAGCCGCACAUGCCGCUCCUGUCCAUCUACUCGCUGGCCCUGGAGCAGGACCUGGAGUUCGGCCACGGCAUGGUGCAGGCAGUGGGCACCUUGCAGACCCAGACCUUCAUGCAGCCCCUGACCCUGCGGCGGCUUGAACAUGAGAAGCGCAGGAAGGAGAUCAAGGAGGCCUGGCACCGCGCCCAGAGGAAGCUGCAAGAGGCGGAGGCCAACCUGCGUAAGGCAAAGCAGAGCUACGUCCAGCGCUGCGAGGACCACGACAAGGCGCGCUUCCUCAUGGCCAAGGCGGAGGAGGAGCAGGCUGGCACUGCGCCUGGGGCGGGCGGCACGGCCACCAAGACCCUGGAUAAGCGGCGGCGGCUGGAGGAGGAGGCCAAGAACAAGGCGGAGGAAGCCAUGGCCACGUACCGCACCUGCGUGGCCGACGCAAAGACGCAGAAGCAGGAGCUGGAGGACACCAAGGUGACCGCGCUGCGGCAGAUCCAGGAGGUCAUCCGGCAGAGCGACCAGACCAUCAAGUCGGCCACCAUCUCCUACUAUCAGAUGAUGCACAUGCAGACGGCGCCGCUGCCCGUGCACUUUCAGAUGCUUUGUGAGAGCAGCAAGCUGUACGACCCGGGCCAGCAGUACGCCUCCCACGUGCGCCAGCUGCAGCGGGACCAGGAGCCCGACGUCCACUAUGACUUUGAGCCCCACGUCUCUGCCAACGCCUGGUCCCCCAUCAUGCGUGCCCGGAAGAGCAGCUUCAACGUGGGUGAUGUGGCGGGGGCCGAGGCUGCUAGCAGCCCGCCAGAUGUAAGUGGCUCCAUUGAGGGCGCGCCUGCCAAGGACCACAGGGCCGGGCGAGGACACCAGGUGCACAAGUCGUGGCCGCUCGCCAUCUCAGACUCGGACGCCGGGCUGGACCCCGACCCUGGCACAGGGGACUUUAAGAAGUUUGAGCGGACAUCAUCCAGUGGCACCAUGUCGUCCACGGAGGAGCUGGUGGACUCAGAGCGGGGACCCGGGGCUUCGGCCUUCGAGCAGGCUGACCUCAAUGACAUGACCCCCGAGCUGCCGGUGGCUGUGCCCAGUGGGCCGUUCCGCCAUGAGGGGCUGUCCAAGGCAGCCCGAACCCACCGGCUCCGGAAGCUCCGCACGCCCGCCAAGUGCCGAGAGUGCAACAGCUACGUCUACUUCCAGGGUGCCGAGUGUGAGGAGUGCUGCCUGGCCUGCCACAAGAAAUGCCUAGAGACGCUGGCCAUCCAGUGCGGGCACAAGAAGCUGCAGGGCCGCCUGCAGCUGUUCGGACAGGAUUUCAGCCAGGCGGCCCGCAGUGCCCCCGACGGCGUGCCCUUCAUCAUCAAGAAGUGCGUCUGCGAGAUCGAACGGCGGGCGCUGCGCACCAAGGGCAUCUACCGUGUCAAUGGGGUAAAGACGCGCGUGGAGAAGCUGUGCCAGGCCUUCGAGAACGGCAAGGAGCUGGUGGAGCUGUCGCAGGCUUCACCCCACGACAUCAGCAACGUCCUCAAGCUCUACCUGCGCCAGCUGCCAGAGCCGCUCAUCUCGUUCCGCUUCUACCACGAGCUCGUGGGGCUGGCCAAGGACAGCCUGAAGGCGGAGGCCGAGGCCAAGGCGGCGACCCGGGGCCGGCAUGAUGGCUCGGAGAGCGACGCAGCGGUGGUGGCCAUGGCGGGUCGGUUGCGGGAGCUCCUGCGGGACCUGCCGCCCGAUAACCGCGCCUCGCUGCAGUACCUGCUGCGGCACCUACGCAGGAUCGUGGAGGUGGAGCAGGACAACAAGAUGACCCCCGGGAACCUGGGCAUCGUGUUUGGGCCCACGCUGCUUCGGCCACGGCCCACCGAGGCCACCGUGUCCCUGUCCUCCCUGGUGGAUUACCCCCACCAGGCCCGCGUCAUCGAGACCCUCAUCGUGCAUUAUGGCCUGGUCUUCGAGGAUGAGUCGGAAGAGACUCCCAGGGGCCAGGACGAGUCAUGCAGUCAGCGGGCUGAGGUGGUCAUCCAGGUGCCGUACGUGGAGGCAGGCGAGGGGAUGGUCUACCCCCUCCCGGAGGCAGCGGAAGACACGGCCGGAGAAUCCCGAGUUGUGUCCAACGACUCCGACUCGGACCUGGAGGAGGCCUCCGAGCUGCUGUCCUCAUCGGAGGCCAGUGCCCUGCGCCGCCUCAGCUUCCUGGAGCAGCACCAGCACGAGGCCAGCCUGGAGGAGGCUUCUGGCAGCCAUAGUGGUAGUGAAGAACAGCUGGAGGCUGUGGCCAGAGAGGAUGAGGAUGGGGACGGGGACGGGGGCUCAGCUCUGCAGCUCUCAGGGUUCAACACCAACCACUCCAACAACGUGCCGCAGGCCCCACUGCCCCCCAUGAGGCUCCGUGGUGGGUGGAUUGCACUUGGCUCCUGCAGAGCGAGGCAGCCAGAGUUCGUCUGAACUGGGGUAGGGCCAGGAGCGCGGGUGGCGGCUUCUCCUGCGUGCUCCUGUCCAUCUCCAGAGCGUCCCAGCCCCGUGGCGUAGCUCAGCAGCCAUCCUGGGGCUGGAGGCCAUGCCUCCAGGAGCAUGAGGCCUUGGGGCUGUGCGGAGUGUGCCCCGCACUCCUUUGCAGGCCUGGCUGGGCCAAGUGGGGGGCAUCACUGCUGUCCGUGAAGCCACCGUGGCCCUGGUGGUGCCCCUGGGGCUGUGUGCAUGACGGACGGAGACCCUGCCCUCCUCACAGGUCUGCAGGAACUGGGCCUCCAGAAGCCAUUCUGGGAUCCUCGGAUGGGGGCAGAGGCUGGGGCUUGGAGGGGUGUCAAGAGUGCAUUACAGCAGGGUCUGGACACAGGCCCUGGACCCCCUUUUCCAGAAAGCCAGUAUGGCCACCUGGGGCUCAGGUACACUGGGGUCUCCGAGCCACCGUGGAAUUCUCUCACAGGCACGUUUAUUUUGCUGGAAUAAAGUUUCUAAUCAGG